AUGUCCUCCGAAUACUCGACGGAAGAGGAUUACGAGAGACCCAAACGCAUGCGAACGGCGCUCGAGAAUACACCAUCAACUUUGCCGUUAUGGCGUUUGUUCAGAGAGGCGUUGCUGAAUGGCGGCGCGUGUCGCGAUAUCGUGGAGAAGCAUGUGAUGUGUAAACUCAACGGGACGGAUCUCAAAUUCUUUUACGAGGUGAAUACGGAGACGAGAAAGUUGGUGAAGAGAUCGUCUCGCGCGGGUGAUUUGAAAAAGAGGUUUAGAGUGAGCGAGAUGUCGUCGAUAUCGACGUUGGAAGUUGCGUGGGAGAAUAAAUAUUUGUGGCCGAGUUGGUGGUACGAAAGAGAUUUCUGCACGAAAGUUGCUCACACGAAUAAACUCGAGUUGCUCAAGUGGGCGCGAGAGGAGAAAAAGUGUAAGUGGGAUUGGACGACGAUUAAUGCGGCCGCAGAAAAAGGUAAUCUGGAAAUGGUCAAGUAUUGCGUGGCAAAUAAGUGUCCUAUCGAUUGGAGGGCGUGUGCAAAUGCUGCCAAAAACGGUCAACUCGAGUGCCUCAAAUACUUACGCGAAGAAGUCAAAGCGCCUUGGGAUUGGAGAACUGCCUCACGGGCGGCUGAAAAUGGUCAUCUCCACAUACUCGAAUAUCUUGUUGAGCGUAAGUAUGAUAAAUAUGACGAAGAUGCGUGUGAGUUUGCGGCCAUGAACGGCCACUUAGACUGUUUGAAGUACUUACACGAAACCGCCAAAGCGCCUUGGGACGAGGACGCCGUAUGGGAAGCGCACGACAACAACCAAACGGAAUGUUUACAAUACCUCCUCGACAACAACUGUCCUCUCCCAGAAGGCUGGUCUUACGAAGGAGGAGUACUGCACGCUCCAGAGUCCUCGUCAUCGUCAUCUUCAUCAUCAUAA
Messenger RNA from Bathycoccus prasinos, 915 nucleotides. RefSeq lists its product with no specific name. Bases 1 to 915 code for a protein of 304 amino acids. The transcript has a single exon. Gene Ontology annotation, molecular function: protein binding. Lineage: Eukaryota; Viridiplantae; Chlorophyta; Mamiellophyceae; Mamiellales; Bathycoccaceae. The record is from RefSeq and is a predicted model, not a curated record.